Molecule: messenger RNA, 4899 nt
Organism: Aspergillus eucalypticola CBS 122712
Lineage: Eukaryota; Fungi; Ascomycota; Eurotiomycetes; Eurotiales; Aspergillaceae
Exons: 7
Coding region: 1-4665 (1554 amino acids)
Source: RefSeq, a predicted model, not a curated record
AUGAAGGACGUCAAGUCGCUCCUGAAUCGCAAAGAUGGGGACGAUGAAAGAUUGGGGUAUGGCGAGGAAUCGAUGACGCAGCUGUGGGAUAAGGCUUUUGCAAAGGCAAAGGGAGAUUUGAAAUUCGACCCAGCCGAAGAAGCGCAGCUAGCCGACUUCCACUCAACAAGCGACCCUCUCGCUCAAACAGAGGCCCUUUUCCGCGAUUGGAGACACCCCCAAGCUCACGAGUUUGGAAACAAAUUACGCGAGCCAGUGCAACAGUGUAUGUCCUGGGCACAGAAAGCGUGCACUUAUGUCGAAGGCCACGCAAGCGGGACUUAUGCCGAACCAGCCAAGCUGCUCGCUGGGGGCAUAUCGUAUUUGCUCAAGGCUGCCCAGGAUGUGAGCGCAGACCUGAACACUGUUCAGACAACGUUUCAGACAAUCACUGCUGCAAUGCAAGAAAUCGAUACUUUCGACAAAUAUCCCGUCGUCACGCCAACUGCCAAGCAAAGCCUAGUGGGUGUUUUCAUCGCCUUGUUGCAGUUUUGCUCCUAUGUAGGGCACGAUCUGCGAAGCCAAAAACGUAUCACACUUUUCGCAAAAAAGCUCUUCAAUUACCAAACCGACUUGACCACCGGUAAAUGCGAAAAGGUUGAACAAGCGAUCAAGAACUUCCACAAGUCAAUAAAGAUCGAAGGAUACAAUGACACCAAAGAGAUCAAGGAUGGCGUUAAUUGGCUGAUCAAGAAUACCAAUACCAAGAUGCAGCAGACUGCCUUCUCGUUCGAUAUGCACAGCAUGUCUGAGAAGGGUAACGUGUUUGAUAAGCUGACCAAAACCCUCCAAAGCAAGCUCAAUCUCAACCUCACUGUGAUGUCUCAAAUGGCCACUCGCAUGGACUCAUUCAUGCCACAACUGAUUGAUAAUGGUCUGCUGUGGGUUGAAAAGCAUGAGUACUUUAGGAAGUGGCUGUACCCGCACGGCACCUGUCCUUUAUUAUACUUUAAAGGCGGUGAUGGCGUGGGAAAGACCUUCCUAACAGCACAUUGCUAUCAGCUGAUACCGUCAAUAGCCGGAAGAGAUCAAACUCUGGUUCAGAAAGAAACGGUGCGACAGCAACUAAUAGUCACUUACUUUCUGUUCGAGCCGGGCAUGCAGUAUAAUCAGAGCUUCGCCAGCGUUGUUGCCUCUAUUCUAUUCCAAAUUGCAGCCCAGGAUCCGAAGUGGUGUGACGCAAUAGCCAACAAACCUGUGUUGGAUUCGCGCGAUGCGAAAAUGGUCUGGGAUGAGCUCGUGCUGAAGCGGUUUGAGAAGCGAUCACAUUCGUCCGAACAGUUGUACAUCCUCCUGGACGGUGUUUCGGAGAUGCAGCCCAAAGAGCGAGAAUCACUUUUGGGUCUCUUAUAUGAGACGCUCGGGGAAAGGAACCAUCGUAUUUGGGUUCUCCUGACAGGGUCUCACGAUCAGGGAGAACUCUUUCCAUCCGACUUGGCGGAAAAAGCAUCCAUUCCUGAAAUCAGCAUGUGGAAUACUGACCCUCUUCAAGACAAGAUCAUUCUCCAACGCAUGAGUUCCUUUACCAAGCUCUCGCACCUUUUACGUUUUCAUCAGGACCUCAUCAAGGAGGUCUCGGACUUCAUAAAGCAAUUAUCAGAAGGAAACCUGUCUGUAUUGGACCAGACCAUUGAAAUCAUGGAACAGUAUGAAGUUAAAGGUCCGAAGAGCUUUGGCAGGUUCAAAGAGAUGAUAGGUGAUGGAGAAGACGCUUUAGUGAGGAGAGCUUUGGCAAAAGACAACGAGCCACUUGAGAACGCUGUCAAAAAGGUGCUAUUUUGGUGCGCAUUUGCGAAGCAGACUCUCACGGUGACCAACCUAAAUCAGAUACUUGCCCUUGACGAUGAUGCGCGGGUAAGGGGUCUGGGGCUGGAGCCCAUCUUGUCUCAGUGUAAGAAUCUCCUUUUCGUGCGGCAGAUGCUUCCUCCCGACCUGGGCCCCUCGAAAUUGGACCGCGAGCUAUAUUGGUGUUCCCGACCCGAGCACGAGACUGAGAACUCUAAUCAGAAAUCCCGCAAAGCCCCGUCUAUCGGCGAUUAUCAAUACAUCGAGUUCCGUAACGCAAAGGUCAGAGAAUGCGUCAAAAGGGCUCAAUUCCAGCCAGGUCUGGACAUAAAUACUGAGAAGGUUAACAUAUUUGUCACUCUUUGCGACGUUCUUUGCGAUCACAAAGCGGAUAAACCCACCCCUCUCUGUCAAUAUGCGGCCUGCCACCUCAUCCAGCAUCUAAAAGACAUUGACAGAGAAAUGGUUCCCCAAUGGCAGCGACCCAGUACCAAGGAUGCUAAGAAGGGCUUCAAAGAUAAGAUGUCACAUUACAGGGACACGAGGCCCGCAAAACCACAGGAGAUCGGGGGUAGGGAGCUGAAGAAGGUCGGAGAAGCUUUGGGCAGGGUUCUAACAAACGAAACUGGCGUUUCUUCUGUGUUCGAGGAUAUACUAUGGUACUCAUCUGACAAGCAAAUCCACUUCGAUAUCUAUGAUACCGACAAGGCCAGGAGCACCAAUGAACUUGUGCGGGCUUGGAUAGAAAAGCUGACAGAAAGAGACGAGAGGGAAAACUUAUCUCUUCCGACUCAGAUAUGGACCUGGGCCCAAGACUUGAAGAAGCGUCCCGAAGGAAUGCUGGAAGAUCUAGCUAAAGGCCAUAUUCGCAGCUGGGUUUCAAAGUCCACUCCUGAGGGCGCUAAGGUGCCAUACAGGCUUGCCUAUCGCGCGUUAUCCAAUACUGGACAAUACAAGCACUGGUCCCGAGAUGAUGAUCAGAUCAACACGAGGAUCGCUCAAGAUCUGUUUGCGUGGUGCAGAGACUCGCGCACACGGUUUGCGCAAGCGCGACUCACAGCCGCCCUUCUUUUGUAUGAGUCGGACAACCAGAAUGACCGAGAGUAUGCUCUUUCCUUGUAUAGGCAUAACCGGUACUUGGACGAUUCAAUGUGUGCAGAGAAGCUAUAUUCAUUGCUUGGACUUGCAGAACAUUCUGUGCCCAAAGCCGGAGUCAUCGCUAUGGAAGAGUGGAGCAAAGUCAAGGAGUACACUGAUGAAGCCCUCAAGUGCUGGAAAAAUACAGAUGCCGCAUUGCGACCUAAUUUCAAUCUUAACCGAUGCAAGAGGGUCUAUAUGCUUUCUGUCCAAGCCUGCAUGGCCCUCGGUGAUAAGCAGCUAGCCUACAAGAGAUGCACAGACGCGCUAAGCGGCGACUUCAAGAAAUGCCGAGGGCUUAAUUAUUUCUUGACUAUUCUUGUGCAGAUUUAUGCGGAGAAGGAAGAUCAUAUGGAGAUCAUCAAUACGGUAGAAAGGCAGAUGGUUACCCAGGAAGCCAACUUCAUUCCCACUUGGCUGAUGAGCCGCUCUCGCCAAACGAACAAGGAUGACUGGCUCCGCAGGGCAGCCGUGGCAACUGGCAACGUUGAAGUCGUUAUACGAAUUUACGACAGUGCCAUCAAUUAUUGGGCUUAUCAAGGGCUGUUCCAUGAGACAUGCGUUAUGCUAUCGGAACUUGCGGUCAUCUACCGACAAGAUUGCCAUGCAAUCAGGAUGGCCGAGGAUAUUUUUAACAGGAUACUGGACGCUAUGAUAAGAGACGAGACCCUUCAAGUCGACUCUAGACUGCUCAGCAUUAUUAUCACAGAGCGCUUCGACAUUUACUAUUAUCGGUUCAGCAAGACGAAGGUCCAAUCGUUGAGGAUGGCUCUGUGUUAUGCAGCGGCCGAUCUGAUCAACAAUGUCCGGAUAGCAGAUGUCAUAGAAUCAUCUGCCAAGGCUAAUGCUCUCAUAACGCUCGCCAAAAUGUUUUCAAUCAUAAACCAUAAACGUCGGGCGUACGAAAUAGCCGACCAAGCAUUCAAGCUCUGCAUUGCCGAUCUGGACGAUUGGGUUGAUGAUAACGACAUGUCUGCUUUCCGUACACUGGCAAAGGUGCUGAAUUGGCUUAAUCUCCGAAAGGAUGCCGGAAUUGCAGCGUCUCUUAUCUUUGAUCGUGCCAAUGCCGACGCGGUCCAGGUCAGUGACGAUGAAUUCCAACAUACCUUGUCGGCAUUUCUUUACGAUCGCGAUGCGCCAAAGCCUGCUGUCGAUGGAUGGAUGGGGUUGAAGGUGGACCCAAGCAGCACCGCCGCUACGCCAGCAGCCCAUCCUGGAGAGCCGUUAAGCCCACAGUCCGUCAAGAGCGCGUGCACUUGUCAUUGUUCCGUUGAUGGUACAAACGAGUCCCCAACAACGGCAGUGACGACCCCCGACAGUAUCCCCAUCCCGGACGAGACUAUCAACAUCGAUGAAAGCAAUGGCUGCACGCUGCAGUGCAUGGGGCCCUGCAAUAAACCGAAGUUAAGCAAAUGGAAUUUGGAGGAACCUCAGUGGUACAUGUGUCUUGACUGCCCGUCAACUGACUACUGCAAUGACUGCAACAAGAGCCGGGCUGGGUUGCGGAACUCGCGGGACAAGGGGCUCUGGUCUAAGGUGUGCUGGGGCAAUCACAGUUUUAUAGAACAACCCAUCAGAGGAUGGAAGGGUGUGAAGGACGGUGUGAUCCGGGUGGGAGAUAGUAGCCGGGGAGUGAGAGAUUGGCUCACGGAUGUGAGGGAAAGAGGCAACCAAGAGAUCAAAAACUAUCUGAACAAGAGAUGAUCUCCUCCUUUCCCUCACCACACACUCAUUCACACUUGCCCUCACUUAGUUUGUGAUUCCUUUUCUCUUCUCUUUUCUUACCCUCUCUUGCUUACAGACUCUCUUGGCAACGCCUUUCAUCUUGUUCUUCUUCCUAUUCCCUCUUGACCUUUUCCUACUCUUUCCUUACGAUUCCCUUUUUAUCUUUCUUUUACCUACUCUCACUCUUCUGUUUACAACGCACUACCCACUGAU